Molecule: messenger RNA, 588 nt
Organism: Protopolystoma xenopodis
Lineage: Eukaryota; Metazoa; Platyhelminthes; Monogenea; Polystomatidea; Polystomatidae
Source: the annotation of a GenBank genome assembly
AUGCACACGUUACAGCACGGCUCGCCACACUCCCACUCGCUAUCUUCUGCCUCACCUAGCUUAGCGUCACUUCAUCUUUCCAUGCACAAUUCUAAUGAACUAUCUUCUUCCAACCCCUUCGUCACCGCCACUAAUGUCUCAUCUUACUCUCCUCAUUCAACUCCGACCCACUACGAACCUGCCUCUACUGUUGUUGAUUCUUGUUUAUUUUCUUCAUCACAAUCCGCAAAUUUCACUCCUGCCCAAAUUUGCUCCUCCAGUCCUCAGUUUGUCUCUCUUCCAAUUUCCUCUUCUCAUUCCUCUUCUCCUUCCUUCUCAUUUGUCACUUCUGCGAUCUCUUUGGGGCCUUGUUGCCAAUCUUCUUCAAGGUUACCUAGCGAGUUGAUGCACCGCCUGGCUAGCCAGCAGCUGCCCCUCCGUCUAUCCUGGCCUCUUACCAGCUUACGCCGAUUCGGAUUCCACGGUUGUCUGCUUCGGCUAGAAGCAGGGCGCCGCGCCCCAAGAGGCGAGGGUUAUUAUGUUUUCUGUGUGAAACAGCUACGAGAAUUUCGUCAACUAUUUGAGGUUUGUUUUUCUUAUCAUGUUUAG